Molecule: messenger RNA, 1727 nt
Organism: Leptopilina heterotoma
Lineage: Eukaryota; Metazoa; Arthropoda; Insecta; Hymenoptera; Figitidae
Product: saccharopine dehydrogenase-like oxidoreductase
Exons: 8
Coding region: 220-1491 (423 amino acids)
Biological process (GO): glycolipid biosynthetic process
Cellular component (GO): lipid droplet; plasma membrane; mitochondrion
Source: RefSeq, a predicted model, not a curated record
UGAGAUUACUACUUUGUGGUUGUCUCUUUAGUUGUUUUUCAAUGUUCAUGACAAUCCAAAACCAGUUUAAAAGUCGCAAAUGAUAUAGACUAUCAUACCAAAACACCGAAAAUUUACAUAUAUACACUUCUUUAAGGCUCCUUUUUUUGUAAAGAGAAGCAAAAUUAAAAAGUAUAGAGAUUGAUCUACUUGGGUUUCCAUCAUUCAUAUAUUUAUAGAAUGGCGGCAAAACGGUUGGACAUAGUUAUAUUUGGAGCAACAGGUUUUACUGGUCAAAAUACAGUUAAAGAAGCCGCUCGUUUAUCACGUUCAUACAAUUUCACAUGGGGAAUUGCAGGACGCAGGCAAGAUGCAUUGGAAGCCGUCCUUAAGAAAUAUGCUCCAAAUUCUGUAAACAUUCCAGUAAUGAUAGCAGAUUUAAGGGAUCAAGAAUCUUUAAAAAACAUGGCCAUUAGCACUAAAGUAAUUGCAAAUUGUUGUGGACCUUACAGAUUUUAUGGUGAGGCAGUUAUUAAAGCUUGCUUGGCUGCCAAAACUCACCACGUUGAUGUUAGUGGGGAGCCUCAGUUCAUGGAGAGAAUGCAGUUAGAGUACAAUAAAGCUGCACAAGAAGCUGGUAUCUACAUUAUAAGUGCAUGUGGAUUUGAUAGUAUUCCCUGUGAUCUCGGUAUUGUUUGUACUCAAAAGAAUUUUGAAGGUGAAAUAAAUACUAUAGAGACUUAUUUAAAUAGUUGGAAUACUUCUAACGCUAAUGGAGCUUCUCUUCAUUAUGGUACAUGGGAAUCUGCUAUUUAUGGUAUGGCACAUUCCAACGAAUUGCGUCAGAUUCGUUCAAAACUUUUUCCUGAAAAGUUACCAAAAUUGGAACCUAGACUCUCAAAUAGAGGCGCAAUACACAAAAGUUCAAUUUCUAAUGGUUGGUCUUCAAUUUUUCCUGGUUCUGAUCGUUCUGUUGCAAUACGUACACAGCGUUUCUUGUAUGAAAAAUAUAAACAAAGACCAAUUCAGGUCCAGACAUACGUUACAUUUCCCUCACUGCUUCAUCAAGUAUUGAUAGCCGUUUUUGGUGGAAUAUUUUUGCUCUUAACGAAAUCAGAAUUUGGAAGAAAUUUAUUACUGAAGUAUCCAAAGUUCUUUUCUGGAGGUUUGGCUAGUCACGAAGGACCAUCUGAGGAACAAAUGGAAAAUUCACACUUCUCAAUAACUUUCAAAGCUACAGGCUGGAAAGAAAAAUUAGCUGAAGUAUCUGACAAACAUGUCGAUGCCCCGAACAAGGAAAUGAUUACAAAAGUGACUGGCAAGAACCCUGGUUAUGGACUUACAUGUACAACUUUGCUUCUAGCUGGCGUAACGAUUUUGCGGGAAUCUGAGAAAAUGCCAGAUGCCGGAGGCGUUUUAACUCCGGGUGCUGCAUUUGUAAAUACAUCAUUAAUGGAGGAACUAAAGAAAAAUGGUAUGACAUUUGAAAUUGUAUCGUCAUCUGAAAAAUAAGGAAGUAUUAUCAGUUCCUGAACAUAAAACAAUUAUAUUACUUUAAAUAUGUAUUUUAAUAUAUUAUGUAUUUUAAAUAUUUAAAUAAGUAAUAGAUGUAAUAUAAUGUAAAAACUUUCUAUCAAUUUAUAUACAUAUAUUUUUAGUAUAUUGUUAUCAUUCUUUUAUAUUUUACCCACAGCGUUUUUAUUGUAACUAAGAAACAGCUAAUAUAAUAAAACACUAUGUGAAAGUAA